Schistocerca americana (American grasshopper) is the source of this 666-nucleotide messenger RNA. Its product is annotated as proline-rich protein 2-like. The transcript is spliced from 4 exons. Lineage: Eukaryota; Metazoa; Arthropoda; Insecta; Orthoptera; Acrididae. The record is from RefSeq and is a predicted model, not a curated record. The coding region runs from base 1 to 666 and encodes 221 amino acids.
AUGGCCAAUUCUGAGACGGUGGUUGAGCGUGGGGGCAGCCAGCGGGCGCAGUCGCCCGUGUCCGGGUCCACGCUGUGCUUUGGCAUCGUGCCAGAGACACGCCGUGCCUUCGGUAAACACAGGCCCUGCUCUGCCGUAUCCAGCGCGGACUCCAGGUGGCCGCAGCGGCGGCAGAAUCAGCAUUUGGUCCGCGGCGGGUUCCAGCCGCGCCUUCCGACUUCGCUGCCGCCCCCAGGGCAGCAGCAGCAGCCGUCGCCGCUACCACGCCGACAGCCCGUCCCGUUGAUUCCUCCCGCGCAGCUUCAUCCGGGAGCGCCCCAGGUUGUCGCUCCGGCGCCUGCGGUCCCUCUUCCGCCGCCACCGCCUUCGGAGCUGAUGGACGUCGACCCCUCAGCCGGGCCGCCGUCCCAAGCGGUGGCUGUGCAGCCUGUCCUGCAGCCGCUUUCCUUGGGCACCCCCAAGGAGUCUGACACCGCAGCGCCUUGUCCGGCGCCCACUCAGCAGCCGUCGACGCAGCGUCAGGAGACGCUGCCUCUCUUCGUGGGUCCCGACGCCCCGUCGCGUCCAGUACCAGAAGCUGCGCCCGUGGUCACAGCUGAAACUAUCGCGCACCUCAUAUUUUGCUGCCAGCAGCAUCAGCACCUCAUUUCCAAGAUCAUUCCAUGA